Messenger RNA from Cheilinus undulatus (humphead wrasse), 992 nucleotides. It is a transcript of the gene baalcb, whose product is annotated as BAALC binder of MAP3K1 and KLF4 b. The transcript has 5 exons. The coding region runs from base 443 to 988 and encodes 181 amino acids. The record is from RefSeq and is a predicted model, not a curated record. NCBI's taxonomy places the organism in Eukaryota, Metazoa, Chordata, Actinopteri, Labriformes, Labridae. Gene Ontology annotation, cellular component: cytoplasm.
CGACAGGUCCUUGUCUUACAGAGAAGAAGCUGUAUGAAGGCGGCUGUAUGUGGAGGGAUGAGGAUGGAUGAAGGAGCGGAAGGACGCUCAGCCUGUCACGGAUCGGGGGAGUUUCAGUAUUGACAGCAUGUUACAGGUCUGUCAGAUAGCAGACGACACGGAGGAGCACCGGGGAGACACCAAAACACGGACUCUCCAUCACCUGUGAGUCCCUUAUUUGGAUGAUCAAUCUGCUCCCUUGUCACAUGGUCUGCAUGCCCAACAUAAGAUGCUGCCAUCAGGUUUUCAUGGAGAUAUGUAAAUAAGACUGAGACCGACAAAGACAGACUGAUGAACUGAAGGACAGAAGAGAUUUGAUCUUAUGAGGACACUCAGCUUCUCCUGCAGCUGUGUGCUGUGCUAGAGGUCCAGCAGGAGAUUGAAGGUGUCCAGAGGCAGAGCGAUGGGCUGUGGAGGAAGCAGGACAGACGCUCUGGAGCCUCGAUACCUGGAGAGCUGGACCAAAGAGACCGAGUCCACAUGGCUGACCAGCACAGACACAGACAUCCCGCUGUCAUCCAUCCAGAGCAUCCCAUCUGAGGGUUCGGAGGCUGGUUUCAGUUCUGAGAAAACCAUCAGCCCAGUUCCAGAUUUCUUCGAGGACAGCCUUCCUCUGCCCGCUCAGGCGUACCUGAAGGUGUGUUCGGCUGUGUCUCAAGCCAGUCUGAAUGAUGUGAAGCCAAGCAGUCCCCCGGCCAUACUGGGCUCGCCCCCCAAGGAGGUGACCACGCCAUCAGCUGGCACCACAGUUCAGCGCAGAAGUGUCCUUCACACUGAGGAGAUUACAAAAUGGCAGGACAAUCGCAUGUCAACCAAGCAGGUGACCAUCACAGUGACACAGAGCAUCCAUCAGGUGGACAAGAAUGGGAAGGUGAAGAAAUCCCUCACCACCUACGAGGUCAUGAAACCUGUGGAGGCCCUCAAACAGGUGGCCACACAGAACACCUGAGGGC